AUGGCUCCUGCUGUUAAGAAAACUGCUAAAAGACAAGCUGUCAAAAGAGUUUCUAAAAAGAAGCAAACCUACAAAUUCACCAUCGACUGUAAAAACCCAGUUGAAGAUGGUAUCUUGAAGACUGCUAAUUUUGAAGAAUACUUACAAAAAGCCAUCAAAUACAAGGGAAAGACUGGACAACUUGAAGUUGGAGGUAUUAAAGUUGAAGCCACCAAGAACUCUAUUACCGUAACUUCUGAAAAAGAAUUCUCCAAGAGAUAUCUUAAAUAUCUUACCAAGAAAUAUCUUAAGAAGCACUCUCUUCGUGAUUGGCUCCGUGUUAUUGCUUCAAACAAAAACACCUAUGAACUUAAAUACUUCCAAAUCAACAAUGAAGAUGAUGAGGAAUCUGGUGAUGAAAAUUAA
Messenger RNA from Strongyloides ratti, 405 nucleotides. RefSeq names its product Ribosomal protein L22e family-containing protein. The transcript is spliced from 2 exons. Gene Ontology annotation, molecular function: structural constituent of ribosome; RNA binding. The record is from RefSeq and is a predicted model, not a curated record. NCBI's taxonomy places the organism in Eukaryota, Metazoa, Nematoda, Chromadorea, Rhabditida, Strongyloididae. Gene Ontology annotation, cellular component: ribosome. Bases 1 to 405 code for a protein of 134 amino acids. Gene Ontology annotation, biological process: cytoplasmic translation.